AUGUCUGGCUCCGAGAAGCGAGACGGCAGUGCCUCUCCCACCGGCCGUGAUGCCCGAUCCUCCUCGCCGGUCAAACGGCCGGCGUCGGAAGUCGCAGAUGUGGAGAUGGACCUAGGCUCCGCAGGAAACGAGUCUCAGUCGCGGCACCCGGAAAACAACAACGCAGAGUCCAUGGACACUGGUCCAGAGGACAAUGGCCCGACUGCAUCCUCCAACAACGUCUAUCCCACUCCGUCCAGUAUGGCGACCUACACCGCUCCUACGUCGACCCGGGACAGCUCCAAGUCCCAGGGUUCUACCUCCUCCCAUGACCUGCCUACAAUCGACGACCAGGUGGCCAAGGUGACUUGCUUCACGAUGCAGCCGUUGAAGGAAAAGCAGAAGGGUUAUGUGUUGUCCAUGUCCUGGUUGAAGAGGGUGCUUGCUCGGAGCUCGACGCAUGCAGACCAGACCGACAAGAGUGCUGCAGAAGGAGAAAUUGGACCGGUCGAUAACUCGGAUCUUGUUUUGGUUACGGACCCGGGAACCUGCUUCAAGGAUGAAGCUGGUGAGCCGUUCGUUCCUUUGCGACCUGGCUUGCAACUGGGUGAGGACUUUGAAAUCGUCCCUCAAGAAGGAUGGGACUUGAUUAUGCAGUGGUACAACCUGGCAAAUCAAUCACCGGCUAUCGUUCGAUAUGCUCACAACACCAACGAAACUGGAGAUCUUGAGAACGUUCAGUGGGAGAUCAACCCUCUAGUUUUCACCGUUCUUAAGUUGGGCAACCCGACAACAGGAACCACACCCCAGACCCUCAAAGACAAGAACACACUGCCUGUCAAAUUCCUGUCUAGCAGACACACCAACUUCCAGAAAUGGCUGAAGCAGGCGAAGGGACUGGCCAACAUCGACAUGUCGACCAAGGUCCGUGUGUGGAGGAUACUAGGCGGGCUUGGAAGUGCAACAGCGUCCGCAGCAAUCACUCCGGCUGCUUCACGCAGUGCUUCCCCAGCCCCGGCAGCCUCUAUUGUCCCCGGUGCUGGAACCAGUCUCGUACUGGACGUCAACUCUUUCCUGUCUCUCUCGGAGGGCGCCCAGAGAGAGUUGCUCGAUGGCGCAAAGGACCAGACCGCGAACCCCAAUUACAAUGGUCGAAUGACAUUGGCUCUUGCCGGACUUGGUGGAAGUGAGGUUAUUGUUCUCGAAGAACGAGUUGGGUCUGGAAGUGGAGAAUGGGCCUCGGAUGUUUCCAAGCAGACCCUCAGCCGCCUGGGUGUGCCAUUGAGCACUCCCAGCACCACUGGCACUGCAAGUACUGCAAAGAACGCUGCGUCAACAAAACUCAAGAACAAGAGCCCUACGGCCAGUGGCAGGUCUUCUCCAGCCCCAGAGCCCGUGAGAGGAAGACGGAAAGAUGGAAAGCCUCGUGGUAAUACUGGACUGAGCAACCUUGGAAAUACUUGCUACAUGAACUCUGCUCUCCAAUGUGUCCGAAGUGUGGAGGAAUUAACUCACUAUUUCUUAAACGAUGUCUACAAGCAGGAUCUCAAUCCUAGUAACCCCCUGGCUCACAAUGGUGAGGUGGCCAAGUCUUAUGCAAACUUGCUUCGCAUGAUUUAUGAUGAAGCUGGCCAGUCUUCUUUUGCUCCCCGGCAACUCAAGAACACCAUUGGUCGCUACGGUCCAGCCUUCUCUGGUUAUGGACAGCAGGACUCCCAGGAAUUCCUCUUGUUCCUCCUUGAUGGGUUACAGGAAGACUUGAACCGAAUCCAAAAGAAGCCGUAUAUUGAGAAGCCCGACUCCACGGAUGAAAUGGUUCACAAUCGAGCGGCUCUAGUGGAAUUUGCCUCCAAGUGCUGGGAUAUCUACAAAGCUCGUAACGAUUCCGUCAUUACUGAUCUCUUCGCUGGCAUGUACAAGUCAACCCUCCACUGCCCUGCUUGCGAGAAAGUCAGUAUCAUUUUCGACCCUUUCAACAACCUUACUCUCCAAUUGCCGAUCGAGAACCUAUGGAGCAAGGAAAUCUUCUACUUUGGUCUUCACAAGAAACCGGUUAUCGUUGAUGUUGAAAUCGACAAGCACGCCAGUGUCAAGUCGUUGAAGGAACAAGUUGCAAGCAAGUUGGGUGCUGACCCCCAGCGUCUCAUCAUGGCUGAGAUCUACAAGCACAAGUUCUACAAGAUGUUUGACAACACAAACUCCAUCGCUGACUGCCAAAUUGGCUCGAGUGAUGACAUUGCCAUCUUCGAGGUGGAGUCCGUGCCCACUAACUAUAACCCGGAUAAGGCCCCGAAGAGCUACUUCUCGUUUAGCCGCUCGGAUGACAAGAUCCCCAGCUUUGAGUCUCCCAAGGCUGACCGACUGUUGGUGCCGAUUUUCAACCGUGUUGUGAAGCCUAAGCCAAACAACAACCGACAGUUGCAACGGUCUCUGUUCGGGGCACCGUCGUAUGUUGUUAUCAACCGGGAAGAGGCUUUUGAUUACGAUGCUAUUCUUAAAAAGGUCCUGGCCGAGGUUGACACCAUGACAACCCGUGAUUUCUUUAAUGAAGGAAACAUGAACGGAGGCGACCAGCAAGAGGUAAACCAUGAAGACUCGGACACCGUUAUCAUGAAUGACGACGAUGCGCAGUCGGCUGACUCUAAGAUAAAGACAUCUUCAGUAGAGGGAGAGGAUGGUAUGGUGGAUGUUUCCAUGCGGGAUGCAUCUGACGAGACGGAUACCACAACUCCUUCCCAGGACGCCAACUCCGAUGCCGACACCCCUUGUUCGGAAAGCUCCAUUCCACCUGCUUUCCGCAAUCUCUUUGAUGUAAAGGUUGUCCGGACCGGCGAGGCUAUACCUCUUGGAUUCUCCGGUGUGGAAGAGAACAAGGAAUACCCGUCGAUGUCCGCGCGCGUCAAGAAGACUGUCCCUAAACGCAAAGAGUCUGAAACCGCCAAUGUGAACGAACGCAAGGCUAGUGAUGAUUCUGACCAAGAUGGAAGUGCUGGAAGUGGCUCGGACAGCAGCUCCGACAUCUUCAGCCACACCAACCGCAACCAAACCCCCAAAUCUGAGAAGUCCGAGAAGUCUACCGUUGAGGGACGUCCGUUGAUCCGCCCUGGCGAGGGAUUUGUGCUGGAUUGGAGCGAAGAAGCUCAUGAUGCACUCUUUUCUGGAGAUGCCAAGGACAAGGAUUCUCUCUAUGGAGCCCCUACGUGGACCAACAUCGACCGUUUGCCCGAUCCAGAGCUGUCUAAGCGCCGUGAGCUUCGACGGACACGGAAGAAGAAGGGUGUCACCCUCUACGAGUGUCUCGAUGAGUUCAACAAGGAGGAAGUUCUCUCUGAGAACGAUGCUUGGUACUGCCCUCGCUGUAAAGAACACCGCCGGGCAAGCAAGAAAUUCGAACUCUGGAAGACGCCUGAUAUCCUUGUCAUGCACCUCAAGAGAUUUAGCGCCAGCCGUGGUUUCCGGGACAAGCUCGAUGCUUUGGUUGACUUCCCGGUUGAGGGACUGGAUAUGAGUGGCAGAGUCGAAGCUCCCGAAGAAGGGGAGAGCUUGAUCUAUGAUCUCUUUGCGGUUGACAACCACUAUGGUGGACUUGGAGGAGGCCACUACACGGCCUAUGCGAAGAACUUCAUGACCGGCGAGUGGAACGAGUACAAUGAUUCGUCUGUCUCGAGAAACCUCGAUCCCCAGAGUGUAGUGACCUCGUCCGCCUAUCUGCUGUUCUACCGUCGGCGAUCCGAGCGUCCCCUGGGAGGCAAAAUCCUUGAAGAAAUCGCUGAGUCCUCCCGGCCGGGAUCACAAAUGGGAUCCCGCGCGCAAUCUCCUUCGGGGGAAGGUCGGCGCCUCGGCGGCUCCUCCCGCAAUGGGUCGUCGAGCGCUUUAGCCGGAGUCGGAGCAGCUCACCAAGCGGGAGAUGGUGGUUUGCGAACUGGAACCCAACUGAGCAAGGGUAAUGAAUCGCCACCCGAAUACUCCAACGACCCGGCAUCCGGGGAGCAGACCCUAGGAAAAGCAAAUCGACUGGAAGGUAUGGACUUCGAUGAAGAUGAGUUUGGCGACGGAGCGCACUCCGACCCAUUUCGCUUCCCGAUCCCAAGUGAACCCUCGUGGUCGUUCGGCCCAAUCACGGAUGCUCAUGGCCCUUCACAGAUGACAGCACCUCCGGGAUCCAUCUCUGACGGCAACAAUGAUGAUGACUUGUUCGACGACAACGCCAGCAACCAGGCAGUUGGUGGAGGAGACCUCGACCUCAGUGAUUCCGAUAUCCGGUUGGCCUCUUUAGCUGACAGCCCAGGUGGGCAAGGAGGCGCAUUCCCGGGAACACCCCUGGAGGAGGCUCCAGUCCAAGAUAUCCCUCCUCCGCUAGACGCCGAUGACGAUGAAGAGCUACCUGUGGUGGAGCUACGAGUGAACGACGAUGAUAAGAUCGUUUCGGAUUAA
Molecule: messenger RNA, 4413 nt
Organism: Aspergillus wentii DTO 134E9
Lineage: Eukaryota; Fungi; Ascomycota; Eurotiomycetes; Eurotiales; Aspergillaceae
Product: putative ubiquitin-specific protease UBP12
Exons: 4
Coding region: 1-4413 (1470 amino acids)
Biological process (GO): protein deubiquitination
Molecular function (GO): cysteine-type deubiquitinase activity
Source: RefSeq, a predicted model, not a curated record